CUCCCCUCUUCAUGUCCACUGUGCAUCGAUUAUCGGCACCUGUCCUCCAGAUCGUCGUGCGGUCGUGCCCGGAGCUAGCUCUGCGGCCCCUCCACUAAGCACCAUACAUGCAGCGCUUUCUCCGCCUCCUGAUAUUGGUCGCGCUGGGUGAAGGUUUCCUGCCACCUUCUCAGUUUUUUGCUGGUCGUCUCCCCCCCCCUCGCUCUGCUGUCGGGCUCGAUGGCCGUCCCUCCUUGUCUUUUUGUUGGCAUAUUCAUUAUAAUGUAUGUACACUAUUUCAGAAAAUAACAGCGGGCCACAGUCUCACUUCAAUCGAACAUGUUUUCUGAAAGAGCUUGCGUCCAACGGAGGCCCCUCUGCAAUCAAGCCUGAUGAGCUCGGCAACCUCCAGGUGAAGACCGUGGGUCGCCCUUUUGGCCCUCACAAUCGCCCAGCGAUGCAAA
This is a messenger RNA of Polychytrium aggregatum, 443 nucleotides long. RefSeq lists its product as uncharacterized. The record is from RefSeq and is a predicted model, not a curated record. Bases 108 to 329 code for a protein of 73 amino acids. NCBI's taxonomy places the organism in Eukaryota, Fungi, Chytridiomycota, Chytridiomycetes, Polychytriales. The transcript has a single exon.